AUGUGUAUUAAAGGAAAGAACUUUUUUGGAUUCAUCCAACGUAUUUAUGCUAUCUUUGCAAAUUCUACUAAGAGGUGGAAAAUUUUGAAAGAUAAUGUUAAAGCUUGGAGUCUUAAGUCAUUGUGUCAAACUCGUUGGGAAAGUCGGAUUGGGAGUGUAAAGGCUAUUAAACUGCAACUUGUGGAUGUACGGGAAGCUUUACUUCAAGUUGGAGAAAAAGAUAAUGAUGCUGCAAUUGCAAGAAGCAACUUCACUAUACUAAACCAUGUGAAUAUUGUGAGUAAGAAGUUACAAUCAAAGGAUAUGCAUCUUGAUAAUGCUAUUAUAGAAAUAAACAAAUUGAUUGGGUACUUCAAGGAUUAUAGAGAAACUGGUUUUUCAAAAGCGAUUGUUGAAGCUAAGGAGAUUGCUAUUGAAAUGUGUAUUGAUCCAAUAUUUCCACCAAAGCGUUUGAUUGAAAGGAAAAAAAAGACAAGAUUUGAACAAUUCAAAGAGUAUGAUAAAGUAUUUGGUUUUUUAUUUCCACAAAAUUUGAGGGGAAUUGAAGAUAAAGAUCUUAAGUUAUAUUGUCAUCGUCUUGAAAAAGCACUCAAGUUUGAAGAAAGAUCGGAUAUUGAUGCUGAGGAAAUUUAUACGGAGUUGAAAUUAUUUGAGACAUUGGAAACCAAUGAAUUUAGCAACCCCAUAGAUGUUUUGAAGUUUUUGAAAGAACUUGAUUAUUUCCCAAAUGCAAGCAUUGCAUAUAGAAUAUUGUUGACUAUUCCAGUAACGGUCGCAUCUGCAGAAAGGAGUUCUUCCAAAUUGAAAUUUGUGAAAUCUUACCUACGCUCCACAAUGACCCAAGAAAGACUUAGCGGUUUGACGAUGAUAUCUAUCAAGAACGAAAUAUUAGAGAGUAUAGACUAUGAAGAGUUGAUCAACCAAUUUGCAAUCAAGAAUGCUAGGAGAGCUUCAAGGAUCGUCGGUUAG
Messenger RNA from Lactuca sativa (garden lettuce), 969 nucleotides. RefSeq lists its product as uncharacterized. The record is from RefSeq and is a predicted model, not a curated record. NCBI's taxonomy places the organism in Eukaryota, Viridiplantae, Streptophyta, Magnoliopsida, Asterales, Asteraceae. Gene Ontology annotation, molecular function: protein dimerization activity.